Pezoporus flaviventris is the source of this 7639-nucleotide messenger RNA. It is a transcript of the gene AGL, whose product is annotated as amylo-alpha-1, 6-glucosidase, 4-alpha-glucanotransferase. Gene Ontology annotation, molecular function: 4-alpha-glucanotransferase activity; amylo-alpha-1,6-glucosidase activity. Lineage: Eukaryota; Metazoa; Chordata; Aves; Psittaciformes; Psittacidae. Bases 143 to 4735 code for a protein of 1530 amino acids. Gene Ontology annotation, biological process: glycogen biosynthetic process; glycogen catabolic process. The transcript is spliced from 34 exons. The record is from RefSeq and is a predicted model, not a curated record.
CCCCCGCACCUCCCGCCCCGGCUUCUCUCGGCCUCGGCGGGGAGCUGCACCUCCGCCGCUCCGCGGGCCCGCUCGGCUUGCUUUUCCGUCCCCGAAGUGAGUUUGCCGGUGCGGGAGGAGCUUCGGGCAGCCGGCCGCAGCCAUGCUGGCCGGUAAGGAGACGCGGCUGCUGCACCUCGGCGAGAUGGAGAAGCUGGACAAGACUCUCUUCAGGCUGGAGCAAGGCUUUGAACUACAAUUCCGACUGGGCCCAACUCUUCAAGGCAAGCCUGUGACUGUGUACACAAAUUAUCCAGCUCCUGGAGAAGUAUUUGAUCGCCACAAGUUCAGGACGCUAUCGUGGCACAAUCCCACAGGAAAAGAAGAUGAUUCUGACAAAUACUGCAAGCUGGAUCUCCAAAUUUCUGGGUCAUACCAGUACUAUUUCAGUCUCGGAAAUGAAAAAAGUGGUGGAGGUUAUAUCGUUGUGGAUCCUAUUUUGCGUGUCGGAGCCGAUAAUGAUGUGUUACCUUUGGAUUGUGUUACCCUUCAGACGUUCCUCGCUAAGUGUAUGGGACCGUUUCAUGAAUGGGAGGAUAGGCUUAAAGUUGCAAAAGAAACAGGUUACAACAUGAUUCAUUUUACGCCGCUGCAGAAGCUUGGACUGUCGAGAUCAUGUUAUUCACUGGCUGAUCAAUUAGAAGUAAAUCCUGACUUUUCAAGCCCUAGUAAACAGUGCACUUGGAGUGAUAUAGGAGCUCUUGUGGAAAAGCUGAAAACUGAAUGGAAUAUGCUUUGUGUCACAGAUGUAGUCUACAAUCAUACUGCCACUAACAGUGAAUGGCUCAGGAUGCAUCCAGAAUGUGGCUAUAACCUUGUAAAUUCUCCUCACCUGAAGCCAGCUUGGGUCUUGGAUAGAGCUCUGUGGCACUUAACCUGUAUGGUGGCUGAUGGAAAGUAUACUGCUAAAGGGGUUCCUCCCUUGAUUGAAAAUGAUCAUCACCUGAAUUGUAUCCGUAAAAUAAUAUGGGAAGAUGUGUAUCCAAAAAUUAAACUAUGGGAAUUUUUCCAAGUGGAUGUUAACAAAGCUGUGCAGCAAUUUAAAACCCUUCUAACUCAAGGCAAAAUGAGCACUAAAUCUGAUCCAAAUCAACAUCUUCAAGUAGUUCAGGACCCUGAUUAUAGGCGGUUUGGCUGUACUGUAGAUAUGAAUAUAGCCUUGGCAACAUUCAUACCACACAGCAAUGGACCAGCUGCAAUAGAAGAGUGUUGUAACUGGUUUCGCAAGAGACUUGAGGAAUUGAAUGCUGAACAGCAGAGACAAACUCAUCACCAUCAAGAGCAGGCUGUCAAUUGUCUUGUGGGCACUGUGGUUUAUGAACGACUGGCUGGUGGUGGUCCUAAGCUGGGUCCUAUCACUAGAAAAUAUCCUUUAGUUACCAGGUAUUUCACUUAUCCAUUCAAAGAGCUUACAGUGGAGGAAGAAGAAACUAUGAUACAUCAACCAGAUAAAGCUUGUUAUUUCAUGGCACAUAAUGGCUGGGUUAUGGGAGAUGAUCCUCUUAGAAACUUUGCAGAACCAGGCUCAAAUGUUUACUUGAGAAGAGAGCUCAUUUGCUGGGGAGACAGUGUGAAGCUGCGUUAUGGUAAUAAACCUGAAGACUGCCCCUAUCUGUGGGCUCACAUGAAAAAAUACACUGAAAUCACUGCCAAGUAUUUCCAUGGUGUUCGUCUUGACAACUGUCACUCAACACCCAUUCAUGUAGCUGAGUACAUGCUGGACACAGCUAGGAAAUUGCGAGCCAAUUUGUAUGUAGUGGCUGAGCUGUUCACUGGAAAUGAGGAGCUGGACAAUAUCUUUGUGAAUAGGCUGGGCAUUACCUCCUUAAUAAGAGAGGCAAUGACUGCUUAUAAUAGCCAUGAAGAAGGAAGGUUAGUUUAUCGUUUUGGAGGUGAACCCGUUGGCUCUUUUGUUCAGCCGCAUUUGAGGCCUUUGAUGCCGGCUAUUGCUCAUGCACUCUUUAUGGAUAUUACCCAUGAUAAUGAAUGUCCAAUUCAGCAUCGAUCCGCAUAUGAUGCCCUUCCCAGCGCAAUGAUUGUUUCCAUGGCAUGCUGUGCUACAGGAAGCACCAAAGGCUAUGAUGAACUAGUACCACACCAGAUCUCUGUGGUAUCUGAAGAGAGGUUUUAUGCAAAAUGGAAUCCAGCAGCACACCUGGCUUCUGGUGAAGUUAACUUCCAAACGGGAAUUCUAGCAGGAAGGCUGGCCAUUAACAGGCUGCAUCAGGAGCUGGGGGCUAAAGGCUUUAAUCAGGUGUAUGUAGAUCAAGUUGAUGAAGACAUAGUGGCAGUGACAAGGCAUUGCCCUAACACACACCAGUCUGUUGUGGCUGUAAGUCGAACUGCCUUCAGGGAUCCUAAAACUUCAUUCUACAGUAAAGAAGUACCUGAAAUGUGUAUCCCAGGAAAAAUAGAAGAAGUAGUACUUGAGGCUCGGACUAUUGAGAGAAGUGCCAGUCCUUACAAAAAAGAUGAGCGUUUUGUAAAUGGAUUGCCUAAUUUCACAGUGGAACUCAGAGAGCACAUCCAGAUCAAGGACAGUAAAAUCAUAAAGCAAGCAGGAACUGCCAUAAAAGGGCCGAAUGAAUUUGUUCAAGAAAUAGAGUUUGAAAAACUGACGCCAGGAAGUGUAAUAGUGUUCAGAGUUAGUCUUGACCCAAAGGCACAAGAGGCUGUUGGUGUACUCCGCAAUCACUUGAUCCAGUUCAGCCCUCACUUUAAAUCUGGAAGUCUUCCUGAUGAUCAUUCAGCACCCAUAUUAAAUACGUUGUUCUCCUCUAUUGCAUCUAAACUGACUUUGGCUGACCUAAAUCAAGUGCUGUAUAGAUGUGAGGCAGAAGAGCGAGAAGAUGGUGGAGGCUGCUAUAAUAUACCAAACUGGUCAUCACUGAAGUAUGCAGGCCUCCAAGGGUUAAUGUCCGUGAUGGCAGACAUUAGACCAAAGAAUGAUUUAGGUCAUCCAUUUUGUGACAAUUUAAGAUCUGGUGACUGGAUGAUUGAUUAUGUCAGUAAUCGCCUGAUUUCACGUGCAGCAGCCUGUGCAGAAGUUGGUAAAUGGUUGAAAGCCAUGUUUGUCUACCUGAAGAGAAUUCCACGUUACCUCAUCCCAUGUUACUUUGAUGCCAUAUUAGUGGGUGCAUACACAACGCUUCUGGAUGUCGGAUGGCGUCAGAUGUCUAGCUUUGUGCAGAAUGGAUCAACAUUUGUGAAACACCUUUCCUUGGGUUCGAUCCAGAUGUGUGGCAUAGGAAGAUACUCCUGCCUGCCAGAUCUGUCUCCUUCCUUGCGUGAUGUUCCCUAUAGGCUGAAUGAGAUUACGAAUGUGAAAGAGCAGUGUUGUGUUUCCUUGGCAGCUGGUUUACCUCACUUUUCCUCUGGAAUUUUUCGCUCCUGGGGAAGGGAUACCUUUAUUGCACUGAGAGGUCUAAUGCUGGUUACUGGGCGCUAUCUAGAAGCAAGAAACAUCAUUUUAGCAUUUGGUGGGACUUUAAGACAUGGUCUCAUUCCCAAUCUGCUUGGCCAGGGGACACAUGCGAGGUACAACUGUCGAGAUGCUGUAUGGUGGUGGCUUCAGUGUAUCCAGGACUACUGUACAAUUGUGCCAAAUGGAUUAGACAUUCUCAGGUGUCCUGUUUCUCGGAUGUAUCCAACAGAUGACUCUUCUCCUCAGCGUGCGGGCACUGUGGAUCAGCCACUCUAUGAAGUAAUACAGGAAGCAAUGCAACGACACAUGGAAGGCAUAAAUUUCCGCGAAAGGAAUGCCGGUCCACAGAUAGAUCAAAAUAUGAGAGAUGAAGGUUUUAAUGUAACUGCAGGGGUUGACCAUGAAACUGGCUUUGUCUUUGGAGGGAACCGUUUCAAUUGUGGCACUUGGAUGGAUAAAAUGGGAGAGAGCGACAGAGCUCGCAACAAAGGAAUUCCAGCUACUCCAAGAGAUGGCUCUGCUGUGGAAAUUGUUGGCUUGUGCAAGUCAGCUGUUCGCUGGUUGCUGGAAUUAUCUGGGAAAAAUGUGUUUCCAUUCCAUGGAGUCACUGUAAAAAGACACGGAAGGGAGGAGACCAUCACAUAUGAUGAAUGGAACAGAAAAAUCCAAGAGCACUUUGAAAGGCUCUUCUUUGUCUCUGAGAACCCAGCAGAUCCUAAUGAGAAACAUCCCAAUCUCGUUCACAAACGUGGCAUUUAUAAGGACAGCUACGGAGCUUCAAGUCCGUGGUGUGAUUACCAACUCAGGCCAAACUUUACAAUAGCCAUGGUUGUGGCCCCUGAGUUAUUCACACCUGAGAGAGCUUGGAAAGCUCUGCAGAUAGCAGAGGAAAAGCUGCUUGGUCCAUUAGGCAUGAAAACCUUAGAUCCAGAUGAUAUGGUUUACUGUGGAGUGUAUGAUAAUGCUCUUGACAACGACAACUAUAAUGUAGCCAGAGGUUUUAAUUAUCACCAAGGACCUGAAUGGCUGUGGCCAAUUGGCUAUUUUCUUCGUGCCAAACUGCACUUUUCCAAGCUGCUUGGUCCAGAGAUCUAUGCAAAAACUGUAGUUAUGACUAAGAAUGUUCUUUCUCGACACUAUGUUCACCUUGAAAGAUCAUCCUGGAAGGGGCUUCCAGAGUUGACCAAUGAAAAUGGACAGUAUUGCCCUUUCAGCUGUGAAAGUCAGGCCUGGUCUAUUGGGGUUAUCCUUGAAAUCCUUUAUGACCUGUAAAAGUUCAUUGAUUUUGAUCAAACUUCUGUGGUCUUAUUAUUGGGCAUAAAUGAACACUUGGCUUAUACUGCAGGGAAAUGUCCUGUUCUGCACAACCAGUGAAGCUGUGUCCUGACUUUCAAAGAUGCUGAAUGCCAGCAGCUCCCUUGCCUCUAACUGUGUGGGGCUUGGGUGGUGUAUUUGAAAAUCAGGCCACGACAAUCAAACAAAACUGCAGUGCACACUUAAUGCAGAAACUUUUACUUCAGGAGCAAGUUUAAGCAUAUGCACAAACUUAAAAGUAGCUUUGUUCUUUUUAGACUUUUUGAAUCAAAAUCUUAAUGUAACAAAGGGAGCUCUUUGCUGAGCUAAAAAUGAGUAGCACAGCUCUGGUUUUGUUGUCUCAUAAAGAGUAAAUGGCUGUUUUGCAAAUGCAUGCUUAAAGGGGCAUACACUAUCGUACACCUUUGAGUUUUGUACGGUUUGUGAUGUGGCACUAUACAUUAAUGAAGGCAUAACUUGUUGUCUCUCGAACUAUAUUACAGGAUGUUUUUUAUGUGUUCAAUUGAACACUCCAUUAAGCAGCCCCAGAAAUAAAAUUUACAAAUGCUGUAAUAAACCAACCUUUUAAGUUGUAUAAAAAAUUUUCAAAACUUCUAAACUACUUUGAAAGUUAACUUGAGCAAGAAUAAGGCAAUAUCCCACACUGCUCCAUUUUUCCAUUUAUUUAAAAUACUGUGGGCCAUGCAGGAAACCUUCAUUUAAACCUGGCUUUCCCCAUGGGGAAUUCAUAAGAAGCGUGUAUGUGCCCAUACAACACAUGUUGAUGGAGGCCAAGGAUACAGAAGUCAAUGUGUUCAAUUGCUUAAUUUAUGGAAGUGAUAUAGUCACCUUGGCCCUUUAUUCUUAGGAAGAUCCUAGCUCUGUUGAAGCAGGUGGAAACACAACAGUAGUGAGAAGAAAGUUUAGCAGUAGGCUACCAGAGAACAGAAUGUUUCUAGGCCUUUUGAAAUUACACCAAUAAGAAAAAGCAUCCUACCUCUAUGUACUGUUGCUUGGGAACGGCACCAGUGAACAUGAUGUAAACCAUGUUCUGCCAGAUUUGGAUGCCUAUAUGCCCUAACGGAGUUCAUUUCAGUGUUCCCACAUGGAAGGGUGUUUGACAGGAGCACAGCUGGUAAUUUUCAACUCCCUGUUGAUAUUCUGUGAUUCUGUGAGUUUUCCAUCUUAGUAUAAUAAGGAGACAGAGCGAAGAUGACAACACUUCCUACAUCACAAGGGAGGGACAGCAAAACUGUUAAUGGCAUUUCUUAAUGUUAGACAGCACAAGCUGAAAAAAUAGACACAGGAUGUAAUUAAAAUGCACUAAUAACACAUGUCAAGUUCUCACUAUAUCCAUAUUUUAAAGUUUCUAUACGCUAAGUACAGUGCAAGUGUGCUGUCUUGUUCUGGGAGAUGUGUUACAGGUAGAUAUACUUAAGGGCCAGUUAACAGGCUGAAGGUAGAUGAAUUGUAAGAAGUGGCUGUAUUUAGACUUUGAAAGGCUAGGAAACAUUUGAAGUCCCUUCUGAAUUGAAUAGGCAGGGCCUGUAUUACACCUCAGUUUGAGUGCUGCAGUGCAUGGGUUGGAAAGCUUAUAUUUCUCAGCACAGUGCACGAGAGAUGUCAUUUGUUUGAAAGCAUUACUGAAAGGUCAGCCACAGAUUUACUUUUGUAUUGUGGAAGAGGCGUAUAAAAUAUUUUUCACCAUUUACUGAACCUUCCAAAAUUCUUGAUGAUGUUGAGGUGUAUCACUAGCUUUUUACUGUUUUUCUCGUUAUUUUUUCUCAUUUGUUAUUUGAAGGUAUGUUUUUAUAGCUCCUAUGGCUUAGAAAGCAGGAACAAUAUGGCAGGAAAAAUCAUUCUGACUUGAUGAAACCAUUUUAAAAUUGGAAGAGCUACUGAGGGCUUUUGAAAAAUAUUUUAAAUUGUGUACAUUGGCAAUAGCCCUCUUUCAGUGUUGGAAAAAGAAAUGUUAAAUUAAUCAUCAAAGCCUUCCUAUGUUAUUCCAGAUGACCUUCCACUGCUUUGCAAACUGCACUGGUGAUAGAGACUGCAUAUUUGUCACUGCUAGGGUUUUUUUUCCCAUUCACUAGUACAAUUUUAAAGCUAAAUCACCACUGUGUACACCAAAGUACGUGUUAUGGAACUUCUCAACAUGCCCAUUUAUAAUGUUGCUUCUGCACUGGUUUGUUGAGCAUAGUUAAAUAGGAAAAAAUACGUAUCCUAGUGAUUGACUUUGCUGUUAAGUAGCAACAGAAGUAAGAUUUGAGGUUGUAACUGUUGGGGGAUUUUUUGGGUGGUGGUGUUUAUCACAAAGCUACUCAACACUGUGUUGAGACAGUUUAAAAAUGAAGAGGGAAGAAAGCAGUGUUACAUCUAACACUCAUGGGCUCGUAUUCAUCUAGAUGAACUCUAUACCUAAACCAUUAUCACCUAAAAAUAGCUGACAUGUUGACUGAUCCUGAACUGUAUUUUCAUUCAUUAGUAUCAUUUAUAUUACACACUCAGAAACUCAGUAAUGCAAAGUUAUAAUCACUAAAAUGUGUUUUAGAAAUAAGCUAAGUAACUCGGUAAGAACUGUGAAUCCAUGUGUUCCAGUUGGUGUUUCUUGAUCUAUAUGGUAAUGACACAUCCGUCUUCUCUUCCUCUCAGUUGAAAUAAUUUUGACUGUUUCCAGUGUUCGUAGUUAAUAGCUCUUGAUUUACUCGGAGAUUAUUAACUUGAAUUCAGGUGAAAUCAGGUAUCCUUCCAUGCUGCGUGUUGUCAUGUAAAUGGAAAGACAAGUUUUACAUGUGUCUGCCUAGCACAGCAACACCUGAUUUUAGAUGUCAUUAUUCACUUAUUUCUGAAAUGCACAAAAUAAAACUCUUUCUUUCAGACAAA